UUGUGAAAAAAUUCAAUUUGUCAACAGUGUAGCCACGUUGUGUGAUUCACAUACUCAAGUGGAGGAUUUUUGUUUUAAUUCAAUUGCAAUUUGCCUUCUUCACGAACGUCGAAUACUUGAUUUCAUCAUCUAUUAAAAUGGUCUUGGAUUUGGAUCUCUUCCGUAGCGACAAGGGUGGUAAUCCCGAUGCUAUACGCAAAAAUCAAGAAUUACGUUUCAAGGAUGUGGGUUUGGUGGAGUCCGUCAUCAGCCAAGACACGGAGUGGCGUCAAAGACGUCAUCGUGCCGACAACCUUAAUAAGGUGAAAAAUGUCUGCAGCAAAGUGAUUGGUGAGAAAAUGAAGAAAAAGGAACCACAGGGCGAUGAAGCUGCAGAAGUACCGGCUGAAGUGCAACAAGAAUUGACUGAAUUAAAUGCUGAAAAACUGGGUGAACUUACUGUGAAUCAAAUUAAAAAAGUGCGUGUACUCAUUGACCAGGCUAUGGUCGAAAAUGAGAGACUUUUGCAGGAGGCCGAACAGAAACGUAAUACAGCUUUGCGUGAAGUAGGCAAUCAUUUGCACGAAUCUGUGCCGGUUUCUAAUGACGAGGAGGAAAAUAAGGUAGAACGUACUUAUGGCGAUUGUACCAAAAAAGGCAAAUAUUCUCAUGUCGAUUUGAUUGUGAUGAUUGAUGGUAUGAAUGGUGAAAAAGGUACAGUAGUAUCGGGUGGUCGUGGUUAUUUUUUGACUGGUGCAGCAGUAUUCUUGGAGCAAGCUUUAAUACAACAUGCCUUACAUAUGUUAUAUGCUAAAGACUACACUCCUUUAUAUACUCCAUUCUUUAUGCGCAAAGAAGUUAUGCAAGAAGUAGCUCAGUUGUCUCAAUUCGACGAAGAACUUUACAAAGUUGUAGGUAAAGGCAGUGAAAAAGCCGAGGAUGGCGGUGUUGAUGAAAAGUAUUUAAUUGCUACCGCAGAACAACCUAUUGCUGCCUAUCACCGUGAUGAAUGGUUGCCCGAGGCAUCUUUACCUAUCAAAUACGCUGGUCUCUCCACAUGUUUCCGUCAGGAAGUCGGAUCUCAUGGUCGUGAUACUCGUGGCAUUUUCCGUGUACAUCAAUUUGAGAAGAUUGAACAAUUUGUACUCACUUCACCCCACGACAACAAGUCAUGGGAAAUGAUGGAUGAGAUGAUUAACAAUGCCGAAACAUUCUGUCAAUCUUUGGAAAUUCCAUAUCGCAUUGUCAACAUUGUAUCGGGUGCUCUAAAUCAUGCUGCCUCUAAGAAACUAGAUUUGGAGGCUUGGUUUGGUGGCAGCGCCGCCUUCCGUGAGCUGGUAUCCUGUUCCAAUUGUUUGGACUACCAAGCCAGACGUUUGUUAGUGCGUUAUGGUCAAACCAAGAAAAUGAAUGCUGCCGUCGAUUACGUCCAUAUGUUGAAUGCUACUAUGUGCGCUACUACUCGUGUCAUCUGUGCUAUUUUAGAGACUCAUCAAACUGAGACCGGAGUUAAGGUGCCAGAACCCCUAAAGAAAUAUAUGCCAGAAAAAUUCCGUGAUGAAAUACCUUUUGUUAAACCAGCUCCCAUUGACGUAGAAGCUGCAGCUGCCGCCAACGCUAAAAAGCCUGGCAAGGGAAAAAAAGAUGCCGCUGCCGCUUAAUUUGGCCAUUACAACAAAAUAAAGUCCGUAUAGUUUAAGUUUAACUUAAAUGUAACAGCAUUUUUUACUUUCGCUUAAUAGUGCAGACGAUUUGGUGGGCAGGCCAAAUACUUUUUUAAAUUAGUUAAUAUAAUAUUUUCAAAAUUCUCUGAGCAUUUAAAUAGUGAUUAAUAAUAAAAAUAUCCUUAACUCGAAAUAAGAAAGACAACUCUACAAAAA
Molecule: messenger RNA, 1859 nt
Organism: Calliphora vicina (urban bluebottle blowfly)
Lineage: Eukaryota; Metazoa; Arthropoda; Insecta; Diptera; Calliphoridae
Gene: SerRS
Product: Seryl-tRNA synthetase
Exons: 1
Coding region: 138-1640 (500 amino acids)
Biological process (GO): seryl-tRNA aminoacylation
Cellular component (GO): cytosol
Molecular function (GO): serine-tRNA ligase activity; ATP binding; tRNA binding
Source: RefSeq, a predicted model, not a curated record